Molecule: messenger RNA, 1618 nt
Organism: Haliotis rubra (blacklip abalone)
Lineage: Eukaryota; Metazoa; Mollusca; Gastropoda; Lepetellida; Haliotidae
Product: transcription elongation factor S-II-like
Exons: 9
Coding region: 98-1000 (300 amino acids)
Biological process (GO): transcription elongation by RNA polymerase II; DNA-templated transcription
Cellular component (GO): nucleus
Molecular function (GO): nucleic acid binding; zinc ion binding
Source: RefSeq, a predicted model, not a curated record
UGAGAAUACAACUUCCGUUCCAGAAAACGCUGGAUUUGUGAUACCGAAAGUCAAAUUGUGUUAUUGAGUACUAAUAAAAACAAACAAAAAAUAAGCAAUGGGGUGCGAAGAUGACGUGCUCAGGGUUGGAAAAAAACUCGAGAAAAUGAUUUCAAACGAUACGUCGGAUCACGUGACAGCACUGGAUUUGUUGAAGACACUUCGAGACUUACCCAUGACUUUGGAUGUCUUGCAGAAAACUAGAAUAGGGAUGACUGUGAACAACUUUAGGAAGGCAACAUCAAAUGACGAGGUUGUUUCACUAGCAAAGACUCUCAUAAAGAACUGGAAGAAGUUGUUGCCAGAAACCAACCAAGGCAGUGACAAGAAGUCAAACAGCACCAGUGCUACCAAGAUGGAUGAGUCUUCGAACGAUGGCUUUGACAACUCCCAGUCCUCUCAGAGCAGCACCAGUAACAAAGAGAGCAGUUCAUCUGGGUCCGGGCUUAACUACACCAACGAUCCUGUCCGCCUCAAGUGUCGGGAAUUGUUGCAGAAUGCGCUUAAACUGCCAGAAAACACUGAAGGAAUGGAGAAUGCUAUGGAUGGGGCAGUGUUGGCAGAAGAGAUUGAAGAUGCUGUGUAUUGUGAGUUUGCUAAUACAGAUUCCAAGUAUAAGACAAGAAUCAGGAGCCGAGUUGCAAAUCUUAGAGAUGCAAAGAAUCCUAGUCUGAGGGAGAACGUUCUACUUGGUCACAUCUCACCCAUUCAGCUAGCAAAAAUGACAGCAGAGGAAAUGGCAAGCAAUGAGAUGAAGAAUUUGCGUACAAAGUUUACCAAAGAAGCCAUUGAUGAUCAUCAGUUGGCCAAGACAGGUGGCACAGUGACAGAUCUACUCAAGUGUGGCAAGUGUGGGAAGAAGAGUGUUACAUACAACCAGGUGCAGACAAGAAGUGCUGAUGAACCGAUGACAACCUUUUGCUUCUGCAAUGAUUGUGGUCAUAGAUGGAAGUUUUGCUAACACCAUUUGCCUCGAAGACAGAUCCUAUCAGCAGUUGUGGAAGAAUUUUACAAGACUGUUAAUACUGGCCUAACAAGGGGUUUCACACCAGCUACAUUGUUCUUUGUGAUAGUCUUUGUGUUGAGACAUGAUAAUCAGGCUGAUAAUAAAACCAGUUCUGUGUACAGAAUCAAAAUGGGGACACACCUUGUAGGACGAUGAGGAAGAUCAGGAAAGGGGCUGUUCACAUUUCCCUGGAUGAUGAAUCAUUGCAAGAAAAGGCAGCAACUGUCUUUAUAUAGCACUAUAGCCUGCAUAGCGUUUUCAAAGCAGCCAAUCACAUUGCAUCUCUUUAUCUUGGCAUUGUCAGAAGCUGCUAUUUGGCCCUUUCUUAGCAGCAAUGUUAUUAAAAAUGUCCAUAAUGAAAUCAAACACCUUCCUGAUUCAUAGAUUAUAGCUAGCACAAUUUCUAUACAUCUGUAGGCUCGUGCUAAACUAAUGAUACAGCCAAUAACAGUAAUAAAGAGGCUUUGAUGCUUAGUUUUAUAUUACUGCAUUUACUGCAAAUUUUGGAAUAUGUUACUUAAUAAACUGAAUUUAAGAAAAUUAGGGCAGUAAAUAGAUUCCAAUAGAGCAAAA